AUGCCACUGGUAGAUUCUGUCAACAUGUCGAUGCCAUCCACGCCCGCGAAGGCGACGCGCAAGUUUCCCCCAAACGCAGCCAAGGAUGCUUCACCACCACCACAAGGCGGCACCCACACCCGCAGCCCCGUCGAGAGCCCCAGCAACAGCUCCUACAUAGCUGCUUCGAUACCUGCGCUGCAGCUGCAGAUAUUUGUUUUCCUCUGGGAACGGUUGGUCGAUGACCCGGUCGCAACCAUGAGCCGUUUGAUCUUGCCUGUCAUGGCAUUGAUCCAAACAUUCUACGCCGUUGUUCUUCUUCCGGUUGCAGGUUCAGGCAAACCGUCGCGGAAACCAAGGCCGGGCGAGAAGAGGAAGGCUCAAGGCGGGGAACCCAACAUUGCGCUGGCCACGCUGCUCUCCCUUCUUCUCACACUCAUCGCGACUCCGCCGAUUCAUGCUGUAAUGGUUCUGUUCGGAGCGCCGUUUCUCACACACGCGCCACACACGUUCUUAUGUGCGCUGAACCUCUCACUGCUGACCCUGUUCCCGCUAUUCUAUACUCGCGGUGCCGACGCGAGCGCCUGGCGCGCCCUGGCUGGACUUACUGCACCCCUUGACGAGAGUGUGGGAGGCCUUGUUGGAGCAUGCGUUGGUGCGUGGCUGGGAGCCGUGCCCAUCCCUCUCGACUGGGACAGGGACUGGCAGCGCUGGCCUGUAACUGUGCUGACGGGUAUAUACGUGGGCUACGCGAUUGGAUCCUAUGGCGGUAUGGCUCUACUUAGGGUUAGGAAGUACGGUGGUAAGAGGUCUUGA
Pyricularia pennisetigena is the source of this 795-nucleotide messenger RNA. RefSeq lists its product as uncharacterized. Gene Ontology annotation, cellular component: endoplasmic reticulum membrane. The transcript has 2 exons. NCBI's taxonomy places the organism in Eukaryota, Fungi, Ascomycota, Sordariomycetes, Magnaporthales, Pyriculariaceae. Gene Ontology annotation, biological process: GPI anchor biosynthetic process. The record is from RefSeq and is a predicted model, not a curated record. Bases 1 to 795 code for a protein of 264 amino acids.